This is a messenger RNA of Gambusia affinis (western mosquitofish), 7066 nucleotides long. It is a transcript of the gene zbtb18, whose product is annotated as zinc finger and BTB domain containing 18. The coding region runs from base 1859 to 3550 and encodes 563 amino acids. Gene Ontology annotation, cellular component: nucleus. NCBI's taxonomy places the organism in Eukaryota, Metazoa, Chordata, Actinopteri, Cyprinodontiformes, Poeciliidae. The record is from RefSeq and is a predicted model, not a curated record. The transcript is spliced from 2 exons. Gene Ontology annotation, molecular function: DNA-binding transcription factor activity, RNA polymerase II-specific; protein binding; RNA polymerase II cis-regulatory region sequence-specific DNA binding. Gene Ontology annotation, biological process: regulation of transcription by RNA polymerase II.
AAUCAAACAAUGUUAAAACAGUUGAUGGACAAAUUAUGUACUAUUAUAAAAAAUAACGAUCAUAAUUGAUUGGUUUUUGAACUUUGUUGGCAUGCUUGUUUCUUCUUUUCACUUAUGUAAUAUAAUGUAAUAUAAUAUAAUAUGAUAUAUGAUAAAUAUGAACCUUACAGUUCCUUGAUGGACUUUUCACAAGACAAAUAGAAAUAACAGUUGAGUGAACCAAUAUUAGUUUAAUUCUCUUUAAUAUACUUAGCUAGGGUAUUAUUUGUUAAUAUUUAACCAUAACUUAACAUUAUAUUUACAAACUGAGUUACUUGAUUCAUUUUUGACAAAUUAAAUGGCUAACAUUCUCUGCUAUACAUCACAUAUAACGCAUAGGAAAGCUGAACCUUAUUCAGUGAAAUUAGAAUCAAAAUGUCUAGAUAGAUGUCAUCACCAAAGUAUCUGAUUUUGCGAGAAUUCAACCUUUACUGGACAUUACAUUUGAAAAGUGAUAUACAUAAUAAAAUAUUAAUGAUUUCAAUAACUUAUAAUUACACUUCCAAGAUGUAUCUUACCAGUUGCUUUAUUAAAGAUAUGUAUUUGCCUCUCUUUCCUCUCCAUGACUGAAAAGGACUAAGAUUUGCUUAUGAAUGCAGUGUGCUACCAUACGACUCAUUUAUUACAUCUGUUUACUCAUUAUGAGGACUAAACAGGCACUUCUGGUGGAGGCACAGCUGUUAUGCCACUGAUUAAGACCUGAGUGUAUAUUCCUGUUAUUCCAACAAUCAAACAUUAAGCAGUAUCCAGCUCCAUUGAAACCAGCUGUGUGUUUUUCAGUCAAGGUGGUGCACCUGCUCUCGUCAGCUCCGCCUCCUCCCCAUCACCCCCACCCUUCCUCCUUGACUACAGUACCCAGAGCGCAUCGCGCCUCUCUCCACUCGCUCUGUGCUGCGCCAGUAAGUCCGCCCCGCUGACUCGCAGAACCAGUUGGUUUGGCCCAGCGUCUUCUUUUCCUGCCUCCUCACUGUGUGUGUACUGCUGCUGCCGCCGCCGCUGCUGUUGUUGCCUGGUGUCAACCUACGCCAACGAGAGAAAAAGAAGACAUAUCCCUCCCUCUCUCACUCCUCCACUGUGAGACGGCCUUGACUUUUUUCCUCCACCUCCUCCGCCUCCUCGCCGGCACCGCUGGCUUCCGUGCCGUGCCAGUCAACUCGCCUCCUUCCCCGGCUCGAGUUCAGCAGCAACAAGCUCGGAAACAUCUGGCCGCCGCAGAGUGCUACACUCCCCCUGUUCCUGCAAAGCGCCUGCUCGCCCUGGCAGCCUGCUAUGGAAAUUAGUCCAAAGUCAACCUAGUUUGGUCUCGGAAGGGAAGGAAAAGAAGAAGAAGACGGGGAGGAAUUGACGGAGGAGGACCUUGUUGUCUGUAAGUGUUGCCUCCGAUACGGGAGUCCUAUUAAAGGAGGGUUACGGAGGAGGGGAAAAGUAGCUAAACCUUCCUUAGCAUGACCGUGUUGUCUCUUCGCUCUAACGGUCGCUAUGUUGGCCGUCCCUCCGCGGUGUUUCACCAGCUGUUGUCAUAGCACCGGGGCCUUCGGAACAACCGUAAAUAGCUCAGGACUACCGGAGCCCCGGUCCGCCUUUACUUUUGUUAGCCGUGGCCGGGGCUACAGCUAGCUGCGUGGGUCAGUGUGUCUCCGGGUUUGUUUGUUGUGUCUUCUGGUGAGAAAUUAAUAACAGCCCGCUCCCGUUCGGCAGCUGUAACACCACUGCGACUUUUAAGCUGAUUUUCCCCCAGAAAACAAGGCUUAAAUUGUGCUUAAGGAAGGCUGCGGUACCCGAAGCCAACUUAAACAAUCGAGGUUAUGAGGACGGCAGGAUGGAGUUCCCAGACCACAGCAGACAUCUACUCCAGUGUCUGAGUGAGCAGCGGCACCAGGGCUUCCUGUGCGACUCCAUGGUGCUGGUGGGCGAUGCCCAGUUCCGCGCCCACCGCGCCGUGCUGGCCUCCUGCAGCAUGUACUUCCACCUGUUCUACAAGGAUCAGCUGGACAAGCGAGACGUGGUGCAUCUCAACAGCGACAUCGUGACGGCGCCGGCCUUCUCCCUGCUGCUGGAGUUCAUGUAUGAGGGCAAGCUGCAGUUCCAGGAUCUUCCCGUGGAGGAUGUGCUGGCGGCGGCCAGCUAUUUGCACAUGUACGACAUCGUGAAGGUGUGCAAGAAGCGCUUGAAGCAGAAGGCCACGGCGGAGGCGGACAGCACGCGCAGGGAGGACGACGGCGGCUCCAGCUGCUCCGACAAGGCCGACAGUUUGUCCGAAGGGUCGACGGGGCAGCCCGCUACGGCCGACGUGCUGCACAGCGAUGAAGAGGAGGAGGGGAAGGCCGAGGGAAGCCAGCUGUGGCUGCGGUUGCCGUCGGCAGACAGACCGGGAACGCCGGGCGGGGCUGCGGCCAGUCCGGGACACGGAGAGGCGGCGAGCCAGGCAGGUGAAGGCCUGGGAGAGGGGAGCAAGGUGCUGUCGCCUGCUGGCAGCCCCAGCAGCUCCACUGGGUCGCUCUCCCAGAGAUCCCACCGCUCCAUCAGCUCCCGCGCCGGCCACAGGGGCAGGAGGGUGUCAAAUGACGCAGCCGACUGCGUCCUGGACCUGUCGGUGAAGCCCAUUGCUGUUAACAACCACCAUCCGUCUUACUUCAGUGGUGCGGCUACGCCGGACAGCCUGCAGAGCCCGCUGGCGGUGAGGGUGAAGGUGGAGAGGGGGGUGGCCUCUGACGAAGACGAGGAACUGGGCGGGAGCGACUACAGCAUGGAGCACAGCGGCCUCGGUAAGACGCAGGUUCCCAGCGCCAACGGAUGCCUGAGUCACCACGGUGUGGGUGGGCCCCUGUCGGCCCAGAGGCGACUGGGACUGGAGGCCCACCUGUCGGCGCUGCGCGAGGCGUCUCUGGCGUCGGAGCUGGAGCGGGACGAGAAGCCCCCGGCCUCGGCCGCUGCCAACGAGGACAUUCUCGGGGGGGAGAACGAGCACGCCCAGGCCGAAGCGGCCAGCAUGGACAACUCGCUGCUGCCUUACGUCUCCAACAUGCUGUCGGCCCAGCACACCCAGAUCUUCAUGUGCCCGCUGUGCAACAAGGUGUUCCCCUCGCCGCACAUCCUGCAGCUCCACCUCAGCUCCCACUUCAGGGAGCAGGAAGGCAUCCGCUCCAAGCCCGCCGGGGACGUCAACGUGCCCACCUGCACCAUCUGCAGCAAGACCUUCUCCUGCAUGUACACGCUGAAGCGCCACGAGCGGACGCACUCGGGUGAGAAGCCCUACACCUGCACCACCUGCGGCAAGAGCUUCCAGUACUCUCACAACCUCAGUCGCCACGCGGUGGUGCACACGCGCGAGAAGCCGCACGCGUGCAAGUGGUGCGAGCGGCGCUUCACGCAGUCCGGGGACCUCUACCGUCACAUCCGCAAGUUCCACUGCGAACUGGUGAACUCGCUGUCGGUGAAGAGCGAGCCGCUGGCGCUGCCCAACGUCAGGGAUUGGGCGAUCGAGGACAGCUCCCAGGAGUUAUGGAAGUAGAGUCGGAUUGUCGGGGUUGAGAGAGGCCUGGGGAGGUGAGAGCAAGGUGGCAGAGUUAUGCUGUCGGGGGUUUAAGUGAGUCAUGUUCUUAUUCGUUGCGACAUCUCAUUCAACCGCACUUUAAUAGCACAUGAAAAUGUUACUACUGACUUAUUUUUACUGUCUGUUUGGGGGUUUAUGUUUUGUUUUAUUUUGAAGUCCCGUAACGAUUUGGCGUUAGUUCUCUUCUGUCGUUUUCUUUUUUGUGUGCGCGCGUGUGUGUGCGUCUGAGGACACGGCUCCCUCCCUAAGUGUCUUUUUUUUGUAUUCUUUAAUAUUAUUAUUAUUAUUAUCAUUUUGUUGUUUUUGGAAGAAAUUUCUGCGUGUGUCUAUGUUUCACCCCAGAUACGACACUCCCAUCGCCGGCCUCACCGGUUCCACAGGCAACAGGAGUUCAUGUCAAACACACUGAAACCACACACUAAAAAAAAAAAAAAAAAAAAACACGGGUACUGUGAGGCCGCCGCGCACGCUGCCGUCUGAAUACGUAUGCGUGUGCGCGUCUGAUUCUGCACUACUCCGGCUAAAGCAAGCAAACGACGACAACAAUAAAAAACUAACAAAUAAACAAAAGAGAAAUCGUGUGUGUGAGCGUGCGUGAGUGCGUUUUUGUGUGUGUUAAAUUAGAUUUUCCUCCUGGCAUGAAGGUGUCGUUGGCGAGCGCUUCCCACUUCUCUCGUUAAGCUCUUUGGUGUUGUGUUGGUGUGUUCAGGGGAAAGCUGACUGACUGACUGACUGACUGAUGGCACUCAUGCAAUGCACAGCCUCCUUUUUUCACUUCCAAUCAAUCUGAAGUAUUUUCUAAAAAUGAGAAGACCUUUACAAAUAUUAUUAUUAUUAUUAUUAUAGAUAGAUUUGUUUUUCUUGAAUCUAGCUGGCAGUCUUUAAAACAUCUCUUGUUGUAAAUGUAUUUAAUUUAAGGUUGUUGUAUAUUGUUCUGCUAUAGUUUAAAGAUUUUAAUCCCUUUUUUAACUUAAUGAUUAUUAUUAUUAUUAAUAUUAUUUUUUUUUUGUAAUGGGACCUGCUGUUGUUGCAUGAUGUCCAAACCUGUAUAUUUUAAAAUUGAAAAUGUGAAUCUGCUGUAUAACUGUACACAUUGUAAUUGAACAAAUAUUUGACAACAGGCUCUCUCUUUUUUUUUUGUUUUUUUUUUUGUUGUUUUCUUUCCCUCUUUUUCUUUGUGAAUACUACUCCAGGGUGCGGUCUGUUUUUAAAAAUGAAAAACUGAGUAUCACUCUCUCGAUUUUGAGGGGGGAGGAAAAAAAAAAUGCAUGGAAAUUUGAUUUGGUCUUAAACUUUUAGGUUGUUUUUGCAUCGGAACGGGGGGAGGGCGGGGAAGAUGUUCGAACGGUAAAUUUGUUGGUGAAAAGUUAGCGGAGAGGCAACCUGAUGAAGCAUUUUAAGCCUGUCUUUUAAGCACUGAUUUGUCUGCUGUGUGUGUGUGUGCGUGUGGGAUGGUGUGCAUGUGUGUGUGACCUGGUCUGUACCAGUCGAUCGAACCUACUGAAGCUCUACAUCCACCCAGCACUUCUUCGUCCCCCUGCUCCUCCUCAGGCAUCAAAUGUCCUCACCGCUUUGCGUUUCCCUCCUCUUUUGUCUUCUUCUGCUUCCUGGUUAAGCCGUUUCUUAUUUAUCUCUACAGAUCUGACCUCUUUUUUUUUGGCGGGCGGUCUGAUAACGCAGUUUGGCUGAGAUGUGAAGGAUACCUAGAGAGGUAGAGGAGGGUAAGCCCAAGCCCUCUUGCUUUAAAGUGUAAGGGUCAGAUAUCUGUGUCACACUGUUCCUCAUCUGUUUGCAGCGAAUGCCAUAACGGAUCUGAGACUUUCCUUUAGAGGAGAUGGCAGAGAAUUGGCCUAAAUCAAGGGUCAGCAACUUUUAUAACCCAAAGACUCAUUUUCAUCCUCGCUGAAAAUAAAUGGAUUACCUGAACCUUUCAAAUUCUGAUAAAUGUUACUAAAAAAUUUUGUAAUUUGUAGUUACAGAACUAAAUUUUCACUUCUUCUUUUGGUUUCAGAAGAAAGAAAAACACCAAUCUUUUACCAGAAGAUUAUGAAGCUAGAAAGAAAAAAAGAAAAAACAGGUCGGUCUUACUCCAUUUUAAAAAUAUAUCUCGUACUAUUACUGUAAUUCUAUUGUGGAAAUCUAUAGUUGAUAAUCCAUGAAAGCUGGCCUCCUUUAUGUAAAAAUCACUGCUCAAUAUAAAAGCAUUUGGACCAAUGCUAUUAGGAGCCACAGGUUGCAGACCCCUGGCCUACAUCAAUACAAGCACCUUUUAAGCUAAAAUGCGUGAAAACCUAAUUUUGCUGGAAAGAUGCCUUUACUCAAAACUGACGUUUCUAAAGACGUGGAAGUAUCUGAUACUGGAAAACAUUUAGAAAUGAUUGACGGAAAUCAUGUAAAUGUGUUGAAUUCAGACAAAUAUUGUCUUAACUAUAUUUUGAUUAAAUAAUCGGACUUGUUUUUUUUUUUGUUUUUUUUUGGUGAUUGUUGUGUUUGGGUUGGGGCUACAUCAGUUUAACAAUUGCUCUUUAAAAGAUGGUCAAGCGUUUGUACAAUCCAAAAAGCAUUUGGCAGCGAUGCAGGCGCACCAACGAUUCCUCCUCCUCUCAGAUGCGUGCGUGCGCGUUUUCGUGCGUGUGUUCGAGCGUGCACGCCACCGUCAUCUGGUGGCACCUGCAGGCUUUGCCAACGCAACAGUGUGGGUGACAUUGCAGCAGUUUGCACCACAUCUUCUCAUUUUUUUUCCCUUUUUUUGGGUCUUGAAAUGUUAUCUCUUCACUGGCGGCGCCUCUGCAUAUGGGCUCCUUCCAUCCUGCUGUUGUUUUCAUCACUACUGCUGCUUUUUUUUUUCUUUUUUUCUUUUUUUUAAAAAUGUUUUUGGUUCCUCUGGUUGUGCUUGACCGCCUUAAACUGCUGUAGUCCAAGCUAUUUUUUUUAUUUUUUUUAAUUUAAAUAUAUUUCUGUUGAAGUGUGAGGUGGAGACGAGGGACCGGCGACCACCCUGACAUGACGUCUCCAUCUUUUGCUGUGCUUACUUGAAGGGGAGGGUGGGGGAGGGUCUUUUUUUUUUUUUUUUGGUAAAAGGUUAAAAACAAAAAGGUAUGACACAAAUGGAAGUUCAUAGGAAGUCAUAAAAUGUUGGGGGAGGGGGGCAUAUAAUGACUGAAUCUGUUUUGAAAAAGGACAAUCACUGUCUGGAGAAAAACAAACAAACAAAAAAAAAUAAACGAGCAGAUUUUUUGAGAUAUAUUUGCUCCCUGUUGAGAUUACAAAAUUUUUUUGCUCUUUUUUUUGUGAGGUUCUGUUUCCAAUUUUAGUCAUUUUUAGCUUUGACAAUCAUAACUGGGUUUGUUUUCUUUUUCUCAAGGGGAGUAAAUUCUAAUUGUAUUUAGUUUUGUAAUUUUUUGGUGUGCUGUUGUUGACAUUUUUAAAAAUUGUGUGCAAAACUGCAAUAAAUUAUAAGAAUCCCGAACCUCC